Messenger RNA from Aspergillus saccharolyticus JOP 1030-1, 975 nucleotides. RefSeq names its product enolase C-terminal domain-like protein. Lineage: Eukaryota; Fungi; Ascomycota; Eurotiomycetes; Eurotiales; Aspergillaceae. The transcript is spliced from 4 exons. The record is from RefSeq and is a predicted model, not a curated record. The coding region runs from base 1 to 975 and encodes 324 amino acids.
AUGGCUGUCAGCGUCCAUCCCCCAUUCGGGUACAAAUUGUCAAUUGUUCGGCCUGGCAAGCGGAGCAGCUCCGACAUCUCCUCACAGAUGCGACUAUAUCAAGUCAAUUGGAUACUUCCGCGUCCCUCCACGCUGGCUAUUUGUCAAGUGGUCGGUGAAGAUAGAAACUAUGGCUGGGGUGAGAGCAUUCUGGAAGGGCACGCUGAGGCCGUGGAAGGUACUUUGAAUGCCCUCUGCAAGCGUUUUCAAGGUUACGGAGCCGACAACAUUGAGCACAUUGGGCAGAUUUCGUGGCGCCUGGGCUUCUACCGUGAACGUGAACUGGCUCGAUUCUCCCAGGGUCCUCGACUCGACGCCGUCCUUGACUUCCACGGCUGUCUUCACAAGCCCAUGGCCAAGCAGCUAGCCAAGGCUCUCGAGUCGCAUCGGCCCCUAUUCCUUGAGGAGCUUUCACUUUCCGAACAUCCCGAGGCGAUUAAGCAGCUCGCCGACCAGGUCUCCAACCCCAUCGCUCUUGGGGAGAGUCUGUACAGUCGCUGGGAUGUAAACUGCUUUUUGGGGGAUGCGAGCGUCGACAUUCUCCAGCCGGAUAUUGCUCACUGCGGUGGCAUCUCGGAGCUGAGACGGAUAGCCUCGAUGACGGAAACCUACGAUGUUGCGAUCGCGCCGCACUGCCCGCUCGGGUCGAAUACCCUGAGCGCGUGCAUGCAGGUUGACUUGGCGACGCCGAACUUUGUCAUCCCGAAGAUGAGUCUUGGCGUGCAUUACAAUACAGAGCCGGGUAAGUAUCAUAUCACGAGCUACGUCAAGGAUGCCGGGGUCUUCGCGGUCAACGAUAGGUAUGUGGACGCCCUCACAGCGCCGGGGCUGGGAAUUGAGGUCGAUGAGGAAACCGUCAGACAAGUCGCUGCAAAUGCAGAGCCCUGGCUGCCGAAGGAGUUCUAUGGCGCCGAUGGAAGGAUCCCCGAAUGGUAG